UUGAAUGAUCAAGUUUCGUAAAUUUAACCAACAGAUCUCUUCUUCCCAAUCCCCGGAAGUCAAGGCGACGGCGAAAUGGCCGAGUUUGGGCUUAAGAUACUAAAUGGAACCGAGCUAAGGAGCGGCGAUCUCCGCCUUCCAAUCGCCGGGGGUUCCGUCAAUGGCGAGAGAGUUCUUGCAAUGGCCGAAGCUGAGGCUGCCGUCCGCCUCUUCGGCUUGUCUUUACCGGAUUCCAUGAAAUCGGCUGUUCUCCGGCGAUUGGGAAGCGGAGCUGAUGAUUUCCUGUCUGUCGAGUUCAACGAGGCUGAUCUUCAGAAGAGGAAGAUUCAAGAAUACCUAAUCGCCCUCGCUGAUGAACUGGAAGAUGACCCACUUGUUGUUUCGAUCUUGGAUGGGAGUGCCCUUCGAGUCUUUUUGGAUGAUGAGGAUGAUUUUGCUAUGGUGGCUGAGAAUCUUUUUACCGAACUAGAUACAAACGAUACUGGAAAGCUCAGUAAAAGUAAACUACAGGAUGCACUUGACCAUAUGGGAAUUGAAAUGGGCGUUCCUCCAUUUUCUGCCUCUGGUGAUAUUCUGAGCAAUAUUUUGAAAAGGCAUGGAGCUGAAGGGGAGGAGCAGCUGGGUCAGGCACAGUUUGCACAGCUACUACAGCCUAUUCUGCAAGAUCUUGUGGAUGCUUUGGCUGAAAAACAUGUAGUUGUCAUUCAGAAUAUCAAAGUCAUUAACGGUUCAAGGUUAAAAAAGAUUUUAAAUGAUAAGAAUCUUCUGGAUGAUAUAACUGAGAGGCUUUUCCAUGCAUGGCAAGACAGCAGUAAUGGAGCAUGGAACAAGGAAAUACUGGCAAACCUUCUUCAGGAAAAACAUUCAGAGUUAGGCCUCCCUCCAUACAAUUCAAAUGAAGAAAUAAGUUUUCUUUAUGAUCAAAUUUUCUCAAAUAUUUCUGAAGAAAAAGUCACUGCAUGUUGGAAUAAGGAAUCAUUUCAAGAUGAAAUAAAGGCUAUCUUUAAGAUGCUCACAGAUGUACUUGAAGCUAACCCAGUUUUCAUUGACAGGGAAAGCUGAGGGCUGCUUCAGUGCUGGGUCGUCUGCAGGUGGAGUUUGCCCGAAGACAAUUUCACAGCUCUGGUCUUCAAAGUCUGAGUUUGAGGUGAAACAUGCAAAGUCAAAUUAAGUCUUUUUUAUCUGCUGAUUUAUAAUUACUCAUCAUUUAUAUUGUUUUAACAUCCAAAUCACAUCAUUUCUUUCUGUUGAGGUUAUAUGUAUAAGGCGUUCACUUUAUUUUGUGCAAUUCUUGGUUUUGUAUGGCCAAAUAAUUUUUCCCUAGCUAGCAUCUUCUAAA
Messenger RNA from Phalaenopsis equestris, 1339 nucleotides. RefSeq lists its product as uncharacterized. The record is from RefSeq and is a predicted model, not a curated record. The transcript has 5 exons. Bases 76 to 1062 code for a protein of 328 amino acids. NCBI's taxonomy places the organism in Eukaryota, Viridiplantae, Streptophyta, Magnoliopsida, Asparagales, Orchidaceae. Gene Ontology annotation, molecular function: calcium ion binding.